CUCCCUCGACAAUUGUGUUGGUUGAGUCAAAGAACCAACACCACUUUUAGUCCAGGAUCACACUUAACAAUGGGAAAGAAGCGCGCAAGAGAGGCUGAUGGCCAGACCGAGCCUGCAGGGGCCUCUGGAGACAAAAUGGACCACGACGGCAGCUCAGACGACGAGGACUUCGACAUCGUCAACGUGGAUUUUGAGUGGUUCAAUUUUGACACGGAGAUUGACUUUCACGGCGUCAAGGGUCUUUUGCGGCAGCUCUUCGAUGUCGACGCCCAGCUGCUCGACAUGUCUGGGCUCACAGACCUGAUGUUGCAGCAGAAUACAAUCGGCUCGACGGUCAAGGUCGACUCCAAGGCCAACGACGCGUAUGCAUUCCUGACGGCGCUCAACCUGCGCGAGCACAGGGAGAAGAAGCCUGUGGCGGACCUGGUGGGGUACCUCUCGGGCAAGGCGGCGCAGUCGGGCAACGAGGCGCUGGCCUCGACGGUGCCCAAGGUCCUCGCGGAGAACCACGUCGGUCUUGUGCUGGGCGAGAGGCUGAUCAACAUGCCGCCCGAGAUCUCGCCGCCCAUGUACAGCAUGCUGGUGGACGAGAUCGAGGCGGCCGUGGAGGACAAGGAGCCGUACGAUUUCACGCACUACCUGGUCGUGUCCAAGACGUACAACGAGGUGCAGUCGAUCCUGGACGAGGGGUCGCGGAAGAGCAAGAAGGCCAAGGAGGAGGCGCCCAUGUUUUACUUCCACCCGGAGGAUGAGAUAUUACAGAAGCAUGCGGUCGCGACUGGGAGUUAUCCUUUUACCAAAGACGACGAAAACUCGGCGGAUAGCAAGAGGGCGUUCCAGGAGAUGGGUGUCAGGAGUAUGGGCUACAUGACGCUGAUCGAAGCCGCCAAGUUCCCAGCUGCGGUGAAGGCUGUGGUGGAAUACAUGAGCCCCCAAUGAAUGAACGAAGAGACAAAUUUGCACCCAUGAGCAAGAAGGUGG
This is a messenger RNA of Cryphonectria parasitica EP155, 981 nucleotides long. RefSeq lists its product as uncharacterized. The record is from RefSeq and is a predicted model, not a curated record. The transcript is spliced from 2 exons. Gene Ontology annotation, cellular component: nucleus. NCBI's taxonomy places the organism in Eukaryota, Fungi, Ascomycota, Sordariomycetes, Diaporthales, Cryphonectriaceae. The coding region runs from base 70 to 939 and encodes 289 amino acids.